GCAAAAUGAAGGCAAUGAAUUCCAGGUUGAGAUAUAUUUGCAAUCCCCAUAAAGAUGUUGUCGGUGGGAAAGAAGUAGCAAAAAGCCAAGCCAUUGCAGUAUAAGAACCCUUUGGUUCAGCACAAUCAUCUCUGCAUUUAAUGCCCACCCCUUUUUCCCUUGUUUUUCUUCUUCUCCUUCACCACCUUCUUCUUCAAUCCUCAAGCUCAGAAAAUCGUGUCUCGUCAAUUUCCUCGUUCAUUGUCCCUCCCCACCUUUCAUUAAUGCCCCAUUCCACUCCGUCCUUCUCUCCAUCCAACCGUCCACGUGUACUCUGUGUUCUCUUUUCUGAACAAAUGGCUUCUUUUUAUCUUCUGUUGAACCUCUCCGGUGACAGCAGUGCUUCUGGGUCGCCGCAGCUGAGCCGGCUCGACGAGAAAGCCGCCACGCUUGAAGCGGCUGAUCUUAAAAACAUGGGACUCGCCAUCCACUUACUUCUUCUCGAUGAGCCUCCGCCGCCGGAGUACCUGACACUCGAUUCCGACAUUGGAAAAAACCCUCUCCGACGAAAAAAGGGUGAAGCUUUCACUCCUCUGUAAUAUCUAAAAGAGAAAACCCUGGGUUUUAUAAUUAAUGAACCAAACGGAGAUGCCCUUUUGCUCCAAAACCCGUUCCCACCUCUCCUGUACCUCCAAGGCGAAGUCUUGUUAGGCUCCGUUAUCAUCAUCCUCUCCGCCGCUAAACUCCUCUCGAAACCAAAUGAAUACGACCUUUUCAACACAAAACUAAAUAUUUCCUCGCAAUUAUUAAUCCCGUUCGUUCUUCUCGGUGACGGCUCUUCCGUUAUAUCCGUUAUGGUGUUGUUUGGAAAAGAUUGGAGAGGAGUUUCAGUCAGGGAUUCCAGAGUGUUGUCGAGGAAAAUGGGAUCGUCGAUGCUCGGACGGAUUCUGGCCGCCAUUAACGGAGUGAAAGGAGAUUCCUUAGCAAAAAUUCCAGCUCUACAC
Messenger RNA from Hibiscus syriacus, 983 nucleotides. RefSeq lists its product as uncharacterized. The record is from RefSeq and is a predicted model, not a curated record. The coding region runs from base 141 to 578 and encodes 145 amino acids. Lineage: Eukaryota; Viridiplantae; Streptophyta; Magnoliopsida; Malvales; Malvaceae. The transcript has a single exon.